This is a messenger RNA of Toxorhynchites rutilus septentrionalis, 883 nucleotides long. RefSeq lists its product as uncharacterized. Bases 43 to 408 code for a protein of 121 amino acids. NCBI's taxonomy places the organism in Eukaryota, Metazoa, Arthropoda, Insecta, Diptera, Culicidae. The record is from RefSeq and is a predicted model, not a curated record. The transcript is spliced from 2 exons.
UCUAUUUUUGAACAACCGACAUUUGCGCCGUUUGCGGGACAAAUGCGAUCACCGCAGCGGAGCCAAGCGCAAGUCGCCGAAUGUGCGAGAAGUGCGCGCGAAUCUCCGGAGUUAUCAAGCCCUUGUUGUCGCGGGCGUUUGCUGAGAAAACCGAUCGUGUCCCGGUUGAGGUCUUGUGGAGAUCAGCAAAAAAUGCAGAUCUUCGGCGUGCAAAUUCUCAGCGUUGGGGAGCAAUACGCAAAUCUGUUGGUCUCUCUCGAAUGCCACGAACAACUAACGAGUGGUUAUAAAGUGUGGCUGUUGACUGAAAGCAACGACAGAAAAGUGGAGUUUACGGGUCGAUCGGGGUACCCAGGAGCAGUUGUGAAUUGCUACGACGCAGUUUCAGUGCUGAGCUCCGGAGUGUAGUACUUCAGGCUGCCUGCCUCGCAUGGAAUGGCAUCAGUGAAAAAUAAGGUCACGUACGUCAAUUAACGCGUCGCAGCACCACUGAUAAGGCUUGAUAGUUUCGAGAAGACGCGCGCGCAUACUUCGGAAUUAAUCUCGCGAAAAUAAUCGGCGAAUGCGCUCCGCUCCGUGCGAUAAUUGAUUGCUCCGCGUGACCGCGCCACUGUCGUCGUAUACAAUCAUACACUCGUUCGCGAUUGUGCUAAUUAAGCCUGUUGUUGAUCUUUCUGUUUAUUUGAUACUUAUUUGCUCUUGGGCCUCGAAUGGAAACACAAAUCUAUCAAACAAAUAGAUUACACCGCUGUCAAAAAUCGGCGCAGGACGAAGGCACAAUGAAGCAGAUAAAUCUGGAGGGAACCCCGCUGACGAUGGCGGCAAUCGUGCGACGUCGCGCCGAGGCAAUCAAACACAACAGUGAGUGUGAGGCGGAUGAUCU